Messenger RNA from Drosophila navojoa, 1097 nucleotides. RefSeq names its product non-canonical poly(A) RNA polymerase protein Trf4-1. NCBI's taxonomy places the organism in Eukaryota, Metazoa, Arthropoda, Insecta, Diptera, Drosophilidae. The record is from RefSeq and is a predicted model, not a curated record. Gene Ontology annotation, biological process: polyadenylation-dependent ncRNA catabolic process; RNA 3'-end processing. Gene Ontology annotation, molecular function: mRNA binding; poly(A) RNA polymerase activity. Gene Ontology annotation, cellular component: nucleolus; TRAMP complex.
AACUGCUGACAGUUUCUUGGGAUUAGCUUUCAAUUGGAAGAUGCAAGCAACACGCAAAUAUGGUGGUUAUCCGUGGCGACAAUCAAGCUACAAUUACGGCGUUGGUAUUAUUGGACUUCAUGAGGAAAUCGAGCACUUCUCCAGUUAUACGCUGCCCACGCCAACGGAGCAUGCAGCGCGAAUCGAGCUGGUCAGCCGCAUUGAGAGACUGAUUCAAGGCCUUUGGCCAGAGGCGCAGGUUGAGAUCUUUGGAUCAUUUUUACCUGGCAUCUAUUUGCCCAGCUCAGACAUAGACCUGGUGGUGCUGGGUAGUUGGGAGCAUCUGCCGCUGCGCAGCCUCGAAUCGGAGCUCCGCAGCAGCGGCAUUGUGUUGCCCGGAACACUGAAGGUGGUGGACACUGCUGCAGUGCCGAUCAUCAGGUUUACGGAUUGCGAAACACGUAUCAAAGUCGAUAUCUCGUUCAAUGAGUUGAAUGGCCUUAGAUCCACGGAGCUGAUCAAAAAGUUUUUCCAAGAGUAUCCAAUAUUGAGCAAGCUGGUGCUGGUGCUCAAACAGUUUCUGCAACAGCGCGAUUUGAAUACCACUUUCAGUGGAGGCAUCUCCUCCUAUAACCUGACCAUCAUGUGCAUUAACUUCCUGCAAAUGCAUCCGCGGCAACAUUACCCGGAGACUGCGAAUCUGGGCGUUCUUCUGCUCGAAUUUUUCGAGCUCUAUGGCCUGAGCUUUAACUACGCUCAAAUUGGAAUUUCCAUAUGGCAAGGCGGUAGCUAUGUGCCCAAACAGAACAUAUUGGAUUGUCCGAGUGCCUCGUUCUACAUUGACGAUCCACUGCUGCCGGGACGGCAGAACUCAAGCAGCUUCAUUGCAACUUGUCACAUCAAACGGACUUUCCAGUGGGCCUAUCGUGUGCUCAGCGAUGCACUAUUUGCCCAGGCUACAGAAUGUGUCUGCGAGCACAGGACUGGGUUCUCUAUAUUGGGUUCCAUUAUUCAUAUAACCGAUGAGCAGAUCGACUAUAGAGCCUGGUUGCGCAACAAGUUUCGCCAUUUGGUUGUCGUGGAACCAAAGGACUCCAAGGAGUAAAAUCUGAUGCUCC